CACGCUCGGGAUUGUGACGCAGAGGCACAAUGGCGGCGUCCGCUCUCAGAAUGCUUCGCCAGGUGGGCAGGCAGGUGAGCGGCUCGCAUGCAGCUGUGAGACUCUUGUGUUCACACACACACGGAUGUGAGACUGCCGCUGGUUUUCCUCCAUUGCAGAGCUGCUCACAGGAGGAGGCCAUGAUGAGAGACGCAGUGAAGAAAUUCUCUCAGGAACGCAUCGCACCGCUCGUGUCCAAGAUGGAUGAAAACUCAGCCAUGGACGCAGAAGUGAUCAGCUCUCUGUUUGAGCAGGGCUUGAUGGGCAUAGAGAUCGGAACCGAAUACGGCGGCACAGGUUCCACCUUCUUCUCGUCCAUGCUGGUGAUCGAGGAGCUGGCGAAGGUGGACCCGUCUGUGGCCGUGCUGUGUGACAUUCAGAACACGCUCAUCAACACCCUGCUGGCAGACCUGGGCACCCAGGAGCAGAAGGAGCGAUAUCUCCCUCGACUCGCCAGCGACACGGUCGGAAGUUUUUGCUUGUCAGAGGCGGAGUCAGGCAGUGACGCUUUCUCUCUGAAGACUAAAGCAGAGAAGCAGAAAGACUAUUACAUCAUCAACGGUUCCAAGAUGUGGAUCAGUAACGCAGAACAUGCCGGAGUGUUCUUGGUCAUGGCCAACGCAGAGCCCGCUGCAGGUUACAGAGGCAUCACCUGUUUCAUAGUGGACAGAGAAACAGACGGACUUCACAUCGGCAAAAAAGAAAAUAAAUUGGGUCUGCGAGCUUCAUCCACAUGUUCUCUUAGUUUCGACAAUGUGAAGGUUCACGAGAAGAAUGUUUUGGGAAAGAUCGGUCACGGUUAUAAAUACGCCAUCGGAAUGCUGAAUGGUGGCAGGAUCGGUAUUGCAGCACAGAUGCUCGGUCUGGCUCAAGGGUGUUUCGAUCACGCAGUCACAUACACCAGGCAGCGUGUUCAAUUCGGACAACGGAUCUUUGACUUCCAGGGGAUGCAGCAUCAGAUCGCUCAUGUGGCCACUCAGCUGGAAGCCGCUCGGUUGUUGACCUAUAACGCGGCUCGGCUGAAGGAGGCAGGACGUCCAUUCAUCAAAGAGGCCUGCAUGGCCAAAUACUUCACCUCUGAGGUGGCCACACUCACUACAUCUAAAUGCAUCGAGUGGAUGGGCGGGGUGGGUUUUACUAAAGAUUAUCCUAUCGAGAAAUAUUACAGAGAUUGUAAAAUAGGAACCAUUUAUGAGGGAACAACAAACAUCCAGCUAAGCACAAUGGCCAAGUUGAUCGAUCGAGAAUUUGACUCCUAAAUUCACCACCGACCCAUAGUGUGUGAAAUACUGUUCCUCAAACAACACUGUUCUCCAUCUCUCACCUCACAUUCUGGAUCUUUCUGCAGAUCAUCUGUUUUUUUUGUUGAGAUCUGUUACUAAUAUAUCACAAUGACAGUAAUAAUGUUGUAGGUAUAUUAAAAUAAUGAUUUCAUUUCUAAUCAUGUUAAUCUGUUAUGAUCAGUUUUGUGCCUGAAUGAUAAGAUGUUGUGACAUUAAGAUUGUUGUGAGGAUGUGAUCAUCUCUUUGUGUGUGUAUAAUAAAUGUGUUGUAGUGUGACAUGGACUGAUGUGUUUUCAGCAGCAGGUGUCAGUAGAGCUCCAGUCAUCUCAACAACUUUUGGAAGUUGAUUUGAACUCUUGAGCAUGAAGAAGGGUUUUGAUCUGGUCAGAUGUCUUUAUUUCGAAGACAAACACACUGUUCUGGCAUAAUGCUGCUGAAUAUGAGGUUCAUGAGACAUUGACAUAUUAUAAGUGCAUAUAAUACUGAAGCAUGUAGUAGAAUUUAUUAAAUUAAUAUAUCAUCAUCCUCUUUCUUAAUUUCAGUGUAUGUUCAUCAUUGGAAUGACUAAUCUACAGUCAUGUUUGUUAAUAAUGUAUGAGCAGACAUUAUUAUUAUUAUGUUAUUUACAAGGUAUUUUAUCUGUGCUUUUUCUAAAUAAUAAAAAUAAAGGAACAACAUGUAUUGUAAAGGUGAAA
This is a messenger RNA of Triplophysa dalaica, 2017 nucleotides long. It is a transcript of the gene acadsb, whose product is annotated as acyl-CoA dehydrogenase short/branched chain. The record is from RefSeq and is a predicted model, not a curated record. Gene Ontology annotation, cellular component: mitochondrion. Gene Ontology annotation, molecular function: flavin adenine dinucleotide binding; acyl-CoA dehydrogenase activity. The transcript is spliced from 11 exons. The coding region runs from base 30 to 1298 and encodes 422 amino acids. NCBI's taxonomy places the organism in Eukaryota, Metazoa, Chordata, Actinopteri, Cypriniformes, Nemacheilidae.